Paramuricea clavata is the source of this 3487-nucleotide messenger RNA. The record is from the annotation of a GenBank genome assembly. Lineage: Eukaryota; Metazoa; Cnidaria; Anthozoa; Malacalcyonacea; Plexauridae.
AUGGAUCAUUGUAACAGUGAAUGUAAUGAACCUUGCGUUUGUUGUGAGUUGGAAUAUGAGGAGUUUAAUUUCUUCGACAGUACUAAACCGCAUAAGGGUGUCGACAUGAUUAAGUCGGAGCCGGAAUAUAAAUCAAACUUUAUCGCAAUUGGUGACAAGAAACAAUUGUAUUUUUACAAUAAUACACUGACGAUGUUUCAUGUUGUCUUAGUAAGAUCGAUGACCGACUAUUUGGAUCCUGACUACAGUCCUGCUAUUCGUCUACAAGUCUCCACAGUUCAGAAACCCAUUCCUAUUCUUAUAUUUGGAACGGGUGAAUAUAUGUGUAUUCAAACGGUAAAGACAGAGAAUUGUUAACCUAGAAUUAAUUUAAUUUUAUUUAUUAACUCAUUCCCAUCCGGUGGAAAAGUAGCAAUUUCGAGUGGUGUUGUUUCAAACGCUUAUAUCUCUCAAACUAUACAUCGCCCGGAAACAGAAAUUGCAUCGUUCGAAAGAGGAGGACUUCUGCUUUCCAACGAUACCAAUUUCAACGAUUUACGGUUGGUUAACGAUUUACUCGCAUAUAUUUGCAUAAAUUAUGAUAUAAAAAAAUGUUGCAAUUAUGCAUAAAUGUAUUUAGCGGUUCAAAUUUCAAAUAUGUCAAAAAAAUUUUAUGAAUAUGACUGAAAGACACGGUUAUGAUCUACAAGUACCCGAAGUUUCAUGCAUGUAGCAUAAAUAGAAAUAUUUUUAUUGAAUUUUUAUAUAAACUAGGUAGUGGAGUAAAAUUUACAUUUUGUGCUCACAUGAAACAAAUACCUUUAUCAAAGGUCCUUUUUUAUUGCUACAACAUGUUAUCAAUACAAAUUUCCAAUAUUUCUUACUCUCCAAAGAUAGUAUGGUACCAAAAUAAGUCUGUGAUACCCACAAAAGAACACUCAAAUCAUGAUUAGCAAAAUGUCUUUAUUUCUACAAUUACUACAUACAUUCUUAGAUAAUCAUUACACCAUUGACUUUAGUUAUUAGUGUCAUAACCAGCCUCAAAAUUUGGUCAUGCUAUUCAAAUUUGAAAUAAUCACUACUCAUUUGUUUAGAAAUUGAUUGUUUUCACAAUCUAGAACAUGAAAAUAUUUGCAAAUAGCAUGACCAAGUGUUGUUUUACUGGCAUCAUCAUAAUUAGUAGUUAUAAAAAAGUAAUGUUUUCCAAGGCAGUAAUGUUUGCUAAAGCAGUAAUGUUUGCCAAAGCACAUAAUUGGAUUAUGUGGUGAAAAUAUUUCCUUUAUAUUGUACUACAAAAGACCUAAGACUGUAACCAAACUGAUAUCAGAUCACCACGUCAUACCGAAAUCUGUUGCGAUGAAUAUCUGGACUUCUUCCUGUAUAAAUUUCAAAGUCGCAAUAUAACCAUUAGGAUUGUCUGCAGCAACCCACAGAUUUAUUCCCCACAUAGUAGGUUAUCUAGCUGUUAUGAACUGCCUAACCCCCAACCUAUUUCUUGAUUUGACAGUGUGUUUGUCUGCAACAACAAUAUUCUGUGACGGCUGGUACAGUUGUUGAUGCAGUUUAUUGCUGUAGUCUUUAGUACAGGAUCUACCAUAUUCACAAACGCCAUAAGCGCUUUGUACCUAACCCGAGAAAUUAUGUCUAUUGCCCACAGACCAUGAUAUAAGGUUUUUACACUCCAAUAAUUUUCAAUCUCACUGUCGACCUUUAGCAAACCUGCAUAUUAUACUAAAAGACAAUCAACCUCUCAAGGUUGGUGGACUGCAAGACUCUUCUUUAUUAGUAUAUGGGGAUAACUUUUGAGUUAUUUGUAUGUGGGCAUAUGUAUUGGUAUGGCCAGGAAACUACCUCCUGAAGCAUUCCCUUAGAAAAAAAAGAGUCGAAUGAACUCAAGCUCACAGUUCAUUGAGCCGAAUGAACUCAAGCUCACAGUUGAUCGAAAUGGAUCCCGGACAUGUCAGUGAGGAGCAAAAUCUGGGAGAACAUUCCUGGCGUCAGGAUCAUCAUAUCCGUCAUGUACUGUGGGGCCUAGUGGGGAUGCUAGACAGGGAGCUUUCGAAACCUUAGGUCCUAAUGGCUGGGCUUCCCUCUACCUCUACUCAUCCCCCUACCUUCCCUCUGGGUUGGUGAGUGGGGUUGUCAUGACUCAUCAGAACUCUACUUCCCUGAGGCUAUGAAACAGGAACAGCAGAUAGGAACAGGAUCAAUAUAUUCAUCAGUGGGAAUAAAAACUUUUAUAGACAUGGUGCCACUUAAAAUUAUAAUAAGAGCCAACUAGUAAGAUAUAAGUAUGAAUACUUGGCUAUUAUGUAUGUGACAAACAACCAAACAUGUGCUCAAGGCUCAUUUUACUUCGCCUAGGAAUCAGAGAUUUUUAUGCCUAAAACACCAUAAAUUUUCGUCAACAACAUAAAUAAAUACCAUUUAUAUUUGUCAAUUUCAGUAUGAAACGAUUAUUUCAACACAAAAAAGCGAUAUGAGGACAUACUUGGUCGUACUAGUGAAGCUAUACUAAAUACAAAUAAAUUUACAAUGCCAUGGCAACGGCAAAACAUUGAAAUAGAAAUUGUCUAGAAAUGAUACAAAUACUUGCCUUGAAACUCCAGACACGACUCCCAAUGCCAGGUUGAGAUACUUGUCUUCAUACGAAGACAUUCCAUCAUUACUAGCACUAUCAGUUUGAAAAUAAAGCCAAAAACGUAUUCAGAAUGCGAUUCAAACAAAACUACAACACAAUACAUUUCAACGCUCGUGCGUUCCCGUGCGCGAUAAUCAGGAAAAUUGCUCUAAAAGAUUUGCUUUUCUGCCUAAGCCAAUCAGAAUCCGUAUCUAGGGUAAACAAACACUCCGGAAGUGAUUCCUGCAGUCUUUUACCAGGAAACUGUAAUGCUUUACCAAGAAUUUGGCGUCCGAAGUUGGCCGAACACUUUCCGAUCAUGAGAAUUGCCAUAAUAGGCUUAGAUUAUUUUGCAAUUUCCCGAGACUGCUCCGAGCUAUAGAAUGGAAGAUGGCGAUUCUUUUGGUAUAUUUGUUAUUAUUAUAUGUUGAAAAGAAGCAAAAAGAUGAGCAUUUGAAUCAGGCAGAACAAUCAAAAUGCGACAGCAAAAUUGAUAAUGUGUCAUUUGCAUAAAUUGCACCGCACUGAUCAUUUCAAGGUAAGAAAUUCGCUUGAAAUUGAGCGAGAAACAAUAAAAUUAUAUGAAUAUUUCUGAAUAUAUAGUAUCAAUCAAGCGGAAUUUUUUGGUGGUAUUUUCGUAUGUCUACUGCAAAUACUCGCGAAGUUCUUUAAUAUUUAAUCUUCCCGUCAUAUAAUUCGGCAAUUAAUAUUGGCGGAUAGAAUUGAGUUAAUUUUAUUUUUUGUUUUUUGUCCUAUCAGUGUAAUAAUGAUGAAUCGUUUUUUCUGAUGGAUAUCGCGAAGAAAGUAACAGAGAAGGAAUUUGAGGAACGAAAAGCAGAUAAAGACCCUGAUGAAUCUUUUCAGAACAUUCACACCAACAAAUUUUGA